GCGGCGAGCGCUCCGGAGGAUGCUGGCACUCGGGCUUCGCUGCUCUCUGGAUGCUUUUCAACUUCUCUCCCAAGCGCAGGAGCUUUGAAGUCAUUUGUCCCUCUCCGGUUGGAUCGACUUCUUAUUUUGAUAUUUUGGGCGUUGCGGUUUACGCAGGAACCUCAAUACCGCUCUCCUCCCUCCCUCCCUCUCUCCUUCUCCACCUUUGGAUGCGUCUGUGCUGGCAGGUUUAAAGACCCAAGUCUUGGUUGUGGAAUUUCUUAGAUGGACUUGCAGGGGCCGGCGUUAUAAAGCAUGUCAACGUAACCUCGUCCUUGUCUUUUUUUUUUUUUGAAAAGUUCUUUUGUUUUCAUUUUUCCCCUCCCCCAUCAGUAAAUUACCAAACUGUUACCUAGCGGGCCGGUGCCUGCCUCUCUCCCAGAACUAGGUGGUGCGUCUACCAGAAGAGGAGCUAUGUUUGAAGAGCAGCCUACUCCACCCCUCUUCUCUCCAGUCCCUGAACGCCACCACACACUGGCAUUUUGAAAAAAAAAAAAAAAUUGUCUCCAGAAACGGAGCACCCCCCAGCUCUCCCCCCCUCUUUUUUUCCUCCUUGAGGAAUGGAGCUUCGCAGAGGUUGCAUUUAGAUUCAACAGUUCAGAGCGGCGGGGUUGCUGCUGCCGCCUCUCCGAAGAGCUCGCGAGGCUCCCCGAGGCGGUGGUCCCUGUGCCCGUCUGGAUGCGGCUCUGAGACUCCGUGUAUCUUUCUGCUUGUUGCUGUGUGCGGGUGUUCGGCCACGAUCACCUUUGUGUGUCUUCUGUCUGUUUAAACUUCAGGAUGGCUCGCUUCGGGGAGGCGGUGGUCGGCAGGCCGGGGUCGGGCGAUGGAGACUCGGACCAGAGCAGGAACCGGCAAGGAACCCCCGUGCCGGCCUCAGGGCCGGCGGCCGCCUACAAGCAGUCGAAAGCGCAGAGGGCGCGGACUAUGGCUUUGUACAACCCUAUUCCCGUCCGGCAGAACUGUUUCACCGUCAACAGAUCCCUGUUCAUCUUCGGAGAAGAUAACAUUGUCAGGAAAUACGCCAAGAAGCUCAUCGAUUGGCCGCCGUUUGAGUACAUGAUCUUGGCCACCAUCAUUGCCAAUUGCAUCGUCUUGGCCCUGGAGCAACAUCUUCCUGAGGACGACAAGACCCCAAUGUCCCGCAGACUGGAGAAGACAGAACCCUAUUUCAUUGGGAUCUUCUGCUUCGAAGCUGGGAUCAAAAUCGUGGCCCUGGGGUUCAUCUUCCAUAAAGGCUCGUACCUCCGCAAUGGUUGGAACGUCAUGGACUUCAUCGUGGUCCUCAGUGGCAUCCUGGCUACUGCGGGAACCCACUUCAACACCCAUGUGGACCUGAGGACCCUCCGGGCUGUGCGUGUCCUGAGGCCCCUGAAGCUCGUGUCGGGGAUACCUAGCCUACAGAUUGUGUUGAAGUCCAUCAUGAAGGCUAUGGUGCCUCUUCUGCAGAUUGGCCUUCUGCUCUUCUUUGCUAUCCUGAUGUUUGCUAUCAUCGGCUUGGAGUUCUACAGUGGAAAGUUGCACCGAGCAUGCUUCAUGAACAAUUCAGGUAUUCUAGAAGGAUUUGACCCCCCUCACCCAUGUGGCGUGCAGGGCUGCCCAGCUGGUUAUGAAUGCCGGGACUGGAUUGGCCCCAAUGAUGGGAUCACCCAGUUUGAUAACAUCCUUUUUGCCGUGCUGACUGUCUUCCAGUGCAUCACCAUGGAAGGGUGGACCACCGUGUUGUACAAUACCAAUGAUGCCUUAGGAGCCACCUGGAAUUGGCUGUACUUCAUCCCCCUCAUCAUCAUUGGAUCCUUCUUUGUUCUCAACCUCGUCCUGGGAGUGCUUUCCGGGGAAUUUGCCAAAGAGAGAGAAAGAGUGGAGAACCGGAGAGCCUUCAUGAAACUGCGGCGCCAGCAGCAGAUCGAGCGUGAGCUGAAUGGGUACCGCGCCUGGAUAGACAAAGCAGAGGAAGUCAUGCUUGCUGAAGAAAACAAAAAUGCUGGAACAUCAGCCUUAGAAGUGCUUCGGAGGGCAACCAUCAAAAGAAGCCGGACCGAGGCCAUGGCACGGGACUCCAGCGACGAGCACUGCGUGGACAUCUCCUCUGUGGGCACACCUCUCGCCCGAGCCAGCAUCAAGAGCGCAAAGGUGGAUGGGGCCUCCUAUUUCCGGCACAAGGAGCGGCUUUUGCGUAUCUCUAUCCGCCACAUGGUUAAGUCCCAGGUGUUUUACUGGAUCGUGCUGAGCCUUGUGGCUCUCAACACUGCCUGUGUGGCCAUCGUCCAUCACAACCAGCCCCAGUGGCUCACCCACCUCCUCUACUAUGCAGAGUUUCUGUUUCUGGGGCUCUUCCUUCUGGAGAUGUCCCUGAAGAUGUAUGGCAUGGGGCCUCGCCUUUAUUUUCACUCUUCCUUCAACUGCUUUGACUUUGGGGUCACAGUGGGCAGCAUCUUUGAAGUAGUCUGGGCCAUCUUCAGACCUGGUACAUCUUUCGGAAUCAGUGUCCUGCGAGCUCUCCGGCUUCUAAGAAUAUUUAAAAUAACCAAGUAUUGGGCAUCCCUCCGGAAUUUGGUGGUUUCCUUGAUGAGUUCCAUGAAGUCUAUCAUCAGUUUACUCUUCCUCCUUUUCCUCUUCAUCGUUGUCUUUGCUCUCCUAGGAAUGCAGCUGUUUGGGGGCAGGUUCAACUUUAACGAUGGGACUCCUUCAGCAAACUUCGACACCUUCCCUGCAGCCAUCAUGACUGUAUUCCAGAUCCUGACGGGUGAGGACUGGAAUGAGGUGAUGUACAACGGGAUCCGCUCCCAGGGCGGGGUCAGCUCGGGCAUGUGGUCUGCUAUCUAUUUCAUUGUGCUCACCUUGUUUGGAAACUACACACUGCUGAAUGUGUUCUUGGCCAUCGCUGUGGACAAUCUGGCCAACGCCCAGGAGCUGACCAAGGAUGAACAGGAAGAAGAGGAGGCCUUCAACCAGAAGCAUGCGCUGCAGAAGGCCAAGGAGGUCAGCCCGAUGUCUGCACCCAACAUGCCUUCCAUCGAAAGAGACAGGAGGAGAAGACACCACAUGUCGAUGUGGGAGCCACGCAGCAGCCACCUGAGGGAGCGGAGGCGCCGGCAUCACAUGUCCGUGUGGGAACAGCGAACCAGCCAGCUGAGGAGGCACAUGCAGAUGUCCAGCCAGGAGGCCCUCAACAAGGAGGAGGCCCCGCCCAUGAACCCCCUCAACCCCCUCAACCCGCUGAGCCCCCUCAACCCACUCAAUGCGCACCCCAGCCUCUACCGGAGACCCCGGCCCAUUGAGGGGCUCGCCCUGGGCCUGGGGCUGGAGAAGUGUGAGGAAGAGCGAGUCAGCCGCGGGGGGUCCCUCAAGGGGGACAGCGGGGACCUGGCGAGCGCCCUGGACAGCCAGAGGAGCCCCCUGGCCCUAGGCAAACGGGAGCCGCCCUGGCUGGCCCGGCCCUGUCACGGGAACUGCGACCCGACCCAGCCAGAGGCGGGCGGCGGGGAGACGGUGGUGACCUUCGAGGAGCGGGCCCGGCACAGGCAGAGCCAGCGCCGCAGCCGGCACCGUCGUGUCAGGACCGAGGGCAGGGAGCCCUCCUCCGCCUCCAGGAGCAGGUCCGCCAGCCAGGAGCGGAGUCUGGACGAAGCUGUGCCUGGUGAGGGGGAAAGGGACCGCGAGCCCAGGGCCGGCCACGGGGGCAAAGAACCCAUGAUCCAGGAGGAAGAGCGAGAGCGAUCCCAGGACUUACGGAGGACCAACAGUCUGAUGGUGCCCAGAGGCUCCGGGCUGGCAGGAGCCCUGGAUGAGGCCGACACACCCCUUGUCCGGCCCCAGCCAGAGCUGGAAGUGGGAAAAAACUCGGCCCUGACGCAGGAGCAGGAGCCAGAGGGCAGCAGUGAGCAGGCUCUGCUGGGGGAUGUGCAGCUGGACAUGGGCCGGGUCAGCCAGAGCGAGCCGGACCUCUCCUGCGUCACGGCCAACAUGGACAAGGCCACCACCGAGAGCACCAGCGUCACUGUCACCAUCCCCGACGUGGGCCCCAUGGUGGACUCAACCGUGGUGCACAUCAGCAACAAGACUGAUGGAGAAGCCAGUCCCUUGAAAGAGGCAGAGAUCAGAGAGGAUGAGGAGGAGGUGGAGAAGAAGCAGCCGAAGAAGGAGAAGCGUGAGACGGGCAAAGCCAUGGUGCCUCACAGCUCGAUGUUCAUCUUCAGCACCACCAACCCGAUCCGCAGGGCCUGCCACUACAUUGUGAACCUGCGCUACUUUGAGAUGUGCAUCCUCCUGGUGAUCGCAGCCAGCAGCAUCGCCCUGGCAGCCGAGGACCCCGUCCUGACCAACUCAGAGCGCAACAAAGUGCUGAGGUAUUUUGACUAUGUGUUCACUGGCGUGUUCACCUUUGAGAUGGUUAUAAAGAUGAUAGACCAGGGCUUGAUUCUGCAGGACGGCUCCUACUUCCGAGACCUGUGGAAUAUCCUGGACUUCGUGGUGGUGGUUGGUGCAUUGGUGGCCUUUGCUCUGGCGAAUGCUUUGGGAACCAAUAAGGGCCGGGACAUCAAGACCAUCAAGUCCCUGAGGGUUCUCCGUGUCCUGAGGCCGCUGAAGACCAUCAAGCGCCUGCCCAAGCUCAAGGCUGUCUUCGACUGUGUGGUCACCUCCUUGAAAAACGUCUUCAACAUACUCAUUGUCUAUAAGCUCUUCAUGUUCAUCUUUGCUGUCAUCGCAGUUCAGCUUUUCAAGGGCAAAUUCUUCUACUGCACGGACAGUUCCAAGGACACAGAGAAGGAGUGCAUAGGCAACUAUGUAGAUCAUGAAAAAAACAAGAUGGAGGUGAAAGGCCGAGAGUGGAAGCGCCAUGAAUUCCAUUAUGACAACAUCAUCUGGGCUCUGCUGACCCUCUUCACCGUCUCCACAGGAGAAGGAUGGCCUCAAGUCUUGCAGCACUCGGUCGAUGUAACAGAGGAAGACCGAGGCCCGAGCCGCAGCAACCGGAUGGAAAUGUCCAUCUUUUACGUGGUCUACUUUGUGGUCUUCCCUUUCUUCUUUGUCAACAUCUUUGUGGCUCUCAUCAUCAUCACCUUCCAGGAGCAAGGGGACAAGAUGAUGGAGGAGUGCAGCCUGGAGAAGAACGAGAGAGCGUGCAUCGACUUCGCCAUCAGCGCCAAACCGCUCACCCGCUACAUGCCCCAGAACAGGCACACCUUCCAGUACCGCGUCUGGCACUUCGUGGUGUCUCCAUCCUUUGAGUACACCAUCAUGGCCAUGAUCGCCCUGAACACCGUCGUGCUGAUGAUGAAGUACUACUCUGCUCCCUGCACCUAUGAGCUGGCCCUGAAGUACCUAAACAUCGCCUUCACCAUGGUGUUUUCCCUGGAAUGUGUCCUGAAGAUCAUUGCGUUUGGCUUCUUGAACUAUUUCCGAGACACCUGGAAUAUCUUUGACUUCAUCACCGUGAUUGGCAGUAUCACAGAAAUUAUUCUGACGGACAGCAAGCUGGUGAACACCAGUGGCUUCAACAUGAGCUUUCUGAAGCUCUUCCGAGCGGCCCGCCUCAUCAAGCUGCUGCGUCAGGGCUACACCAUCCGCAUUUUACUGUGGACCUUCGUGCAGUCCUUUAAGGCCCUUCCCUAUGUCUGCCUUCUGAUUGCCAUGCUUUUCUUCAUCUACGCCAUCAUUGGGAUGCAGGUCUUUGGAAACAUAAAGUUAGAUGAGGAGAGUCACAUCAACCGGCACAACAACUUUCGGAGCUUCUUUGGGUCCCUCAUGCUGCUCUUCAGGAGUGCCACGGGUGAGGCCUGGCAGGAGAUAAUGCUGUCGUGUCUCGGGGAGAAGGGCUGUGAGCCCGACACCACUGCGCCGUCGGGGCAGAGCGAGAGUGAACGCUGUGGCACCGACCUGGCCUACGUGUACUUCGUCUCCUUCAUCUUCUUCUGCUCCUUCCUGAUGCUCAACCUGUUCGUGGCUGUCAUCAUGGACAACUUUGAGUACCUGACUCGGGACUCAUCCAUCCUUGGGCCUCACCACCUGGAUGAGUUUGUCCGUGUCUGGGCAGAAUAUGACAGAGCAGCAUGUGGCCGCAUCCAUUACACUGAGAUGUAUGAAAUGCUGACUCUCAUGUCACCGCCGCUAGGCCUCGGCAAGAGAUGUCCCUCCAAGGUGGCAUAUAAGAGGUUGGUCUUGAUGAACAUGCCAGUGGCCGAGGACAUGACCGUCCACUUCACUUCCACGCUGAUGGCUCUGAUCCGGACAGCUCUGGACAUUAAAAUCGCCAAAGGUGGUGCAGACAGGCAGCAGCUGGACUCAGAGCUCCAGAAGGAGACCCUGGCCAUCUGGCCUCACCUGUCCCAGAAGAUGCUGGAUCUGCUCGUGCCCAUGCCCAAAGCCUCUGACCUGACUGUGGGCAAAAUCUAUGCAGCAAUGAUGAUCAUGGACUACUACAAACAGAGCAAGGUGAAGAAGCAGAGGCAGCAGCUGGAGGAACAGAAAAAUGCACCCAUGUUCCAGCGCAUGGAGCCCUCGUCUCUGCCUCAGGAGAUCAUCGCUAAUGCCAAAGCCCUGCCUUAUCUCCAGCAGGACCCCGUUCCAGGCCUGAGUGGCCGGAGUGCAUACCCUUCGAUGAGUCCACUCUCCCCGCAGGAAAUAUUCCAGUUGGCCUGUAUGGACCCAGCUGAUGAUGGACAGUUCCAGGAACAACAAUCUCUGGAGCCAGAGGUUAGUGAAUUAAAAAGCGCGCAGCCCUCUAACCAUGGCAUCUACCUUCCUUCGGACACCCAGGAGCAUGCGGGCUCUGGGAAGGCAUCCUCUAUGCCACGCCUGACUGUGGAUCCCCAGGUGGUGACAGACCCCAGCUCCAUGAGACGUUCAUUUUCCACCAUUCGCGAUAAGCGUUCGAAUUCCUCGUGGCUGGAGGAAUUCUCCAUGGAGCGAAGCAGCGAAAACACCUACAAGUCGCGACGCCGGAGUUACCACUCCUCCCUGAGGCUGUCAGCCCACCGUCUGAACUCUGACUCAGGCCACAAGUCCGACACUCACCGCUCAGGGGGCAGAGAGCGGGGACGAUCGAAAGAGCGAAAGCAUCUUCUUUCUCCCGACGUCUCCCGCUGCAACUCCGAGGAGCGAGGGACCCAGGCUGACUGGGAGUCCCCAGAGCGCCGUCAGUCCCGGUCUCCCAGUGAAGGCAGGUCACAGACCCCCAACAGACAGGGCACCGGGUCCCUGAGUGAGAGCUCCAUCCCCUCCAUGUCCGACUCCAGCACCCCACGGCGAAGUCGGCGGCAGCUCCCACCGGUCCCUCCCAAGCCUCGGCCCCUCCUUUCCUACAGCUCUCUGCUGAGACACACUGGGAGCAUCUCCCCACCAGCUGAUGGGAGCGAGGGUGGCUCCCCACUGACCUCCCAAGCUCUGGAGAGCAACGACGCCGGCCUGCCCGAGUCUUCCAACCCCCGGCAGGGCCACCCUUCCCCACAGCGCUACAUCUCCGAGCCCUACCUGGCCCUGCACGAAGACUCCCACGCCUCGGACUGCGGCGAGGAGGAGACACUCACCUUUGAGGCGGCCGUGGCCACCAGCCUGGGCCGGUCCAACACCAUCGGCUCGGCCCCGCCCCUGCGGCACAGCUGGCAGAUGCCCAACGGGCACUAUCGGCGGCGGAGGCGCGGGGGGCCUGGACCGGGCAUGACGUGCGGAGCUGUCAGCGACCUCCUGAGUGACACGGAAGAAGACGACAAGUGCUAGAGGCUGCUCCCCCCUCCGAUGCAUGCUCUUCUCUCACACGGAGAAAAACCAAGACCCGAAUUGGGAAGCCAGUGCGGCCCGGGGGGGAGGAAGAGGGAGGAAGGAGCUGGAAGGACACCGCGCAGUUAUCAGAGGAGAGGAAGGGAAGGACAGAAGGCAAACCACUCAAACCCACCAAAUCGCUGUAUUUCCCUUUGCAAGAUGGGCACUGCCAUAGUUCUGCCUCUUUGCUGGGGAAAGAAAAACACAAGAACCACGGAGGGUUACUCCCAGGGGAGAAGGGACACGCGGAUGGCUUUGCCUCCCCUUGCCCCCUUCCCAGUUUUCUACAGCCGUUGGGGGAAAUCGAGCCAGCCUGUGUCUGUGCCCAUUGCCCUGAGAAGCCCUGGAGAUGUUCUGGCUCUUCACCGGGGGAGUCGUGGAGACCCCGGGAGAGGAAUCGCCUCCCUCACCAGCUCUUCCUCCUCAGCCAGCACCACGGCCACCGGGCCGCCGCGACAGCAUCUCACGCGUUUCCCUGUGGCUUGCUUCCCCGCAAGGAGCACAGGCUAAGUUCAGGAGCAUCGGAUGUCAAGGGUGGGAGGCACAGAGGGAGGGGAGCGGCGAAGGGGAAGGGGUCGGGGUGCCGUGAUGGCAGCAGCAAGGGCUGGUCUGAAUGAGCCAAGCCAUAGUCCGGCAGCCCUCACUGUCGAGGCAGGGGCGCUGGUCGCUACAGUCCUGUCUGAGCCUGUCACCCGCUCAGGAGGUGCUGUGUUCAUUAAGAUAGAGGCUAAGAGGUUCCCCCUAGUCCAGGAAGGUGCCUGAGGCACUCUGGUGAGGGUGAUAUUCUCAGAGUAUGGAACAAUCGGUGUGGCCAGGACACCAGAUGAUGAGAACAGAGGUCAGCCUUAGCGCUGACGCCCCAUGCCACAACAGGCCUCAGUCUGGGAGAUGCUGGGCACAGGGGAGCCCUGAGAGGGGCUAAGCGUGGUGGAGGCACUUCAGGGACUCAGCAAGAGUCAGUUUUCCAACGACUAUGGAGGUAAUUCGGUAUGUGGAGCGGGGCGGCACUGUCUCGCACAUACUGGCUGAGUGUGAGCCCAGACUUUGGUCUACGAGCCAGGCCCAUGUCGUGCCAAGGCCAGUGAGCCCCAGUGCCAAGGACCUGGCCACCCCCACCUAUAUAAGGUGGGCUACACCUCACCUGCUGGGGACUUCCGUAGAGAUGAGAAAGGCCAAAACCAGAGAUGCUUCGAUGAGAGAAUCAGUUUACUGAGGUGUUCCUGUGAGGGA
Messenger RNA from Odocoileus virginianus texanus, 9027 nucleotides. RefSeq names its product calcium voltage-gated channel subunit alpha1 E (gene CACNA1E). Gene Ontology annotation, molecular function: high voltage-gated calcium channel activity; calcium ion binding. Gene Ontology annotation, biological process: chemical synaptic transmission; calcium ion import across plasma membrane. The record is from RefSeq and is a predicted model, not a curated record. NCBI's taxonomy places the organism in Eukaryota, Metazoa, Chordata, Mammalia, Artiodactyla, Cervidae. Gene Ontology annotation, cellular component: membrane; voltage-gated calcium channel complex; neuronal cell body.